This is a messenger RNA of Culex quinquefasciatus (southern house mosquito), 668 nucleotides long. RefSeq names its product cuticle protein 12.5-like. The transcript has 2 exons. Lineage: Eukaryota; Metazoa; Arthropoda; Insecta; Diptera; Culicidae. Bases 59 to 508 code for a protein of 149 amino acids. The record is from RefSeq and is a predicted model, not a curated record.
UAGUCCAGUUUUGAAUUUCAAUCAAUACACCCACAGUCCCAAACCCAUCAAAUCCAAGAUGUUCACCAAGCUGAUCUGCAUCGCCGCCCUGGCCAUCUCGUGUGUUUGUGCCAAGCCCGGACUCGCGGUUGCCCCGGCGGCCUACGGUGCCUACAGUGCCCCGGUUGUGGCCGCGGCUGGUCCCGCCUUCGUGACCGCCCAGAGCUCGCAGGUCGUCGCCCGAAACUACAACGGAAUCGCACCGCUGGCCUACACCGCCGCCCCAGUUGCCGCUCCCCUGGCGUACGCUCCGGCCGUGGCCAAGGUCGCCGCUCCAGUGGCCUAUGCUGCUGGCCCAGCUCCUCUGGCCUACACCGCCCCGAUUGCCCCGGUGGCACGUGCCUUCGCCGCUGCUCCUUAUGCUGCUGCCCCGUUCGGUGUUGCGCCUUAUGCUGCCGCUCCGUUCGCCGCCGCCCCCUAUGUGGCGUCCCCGUACGCGGCCUACCGGUACAACCCGUACCUGCUGUAAGGAGGAGCUGCUGCUGAAGAAGUGACCAACCACCAACCGAGGACUGAAUGCGCGUGUAUAGAUGCAGAUCGUUAUGGCUUGGAUGAACUCGAUCCAGGACUUUUGAUGUUAUUGUUGCGAUAGUGAGAUAAGAACAAAUCAAUAUACAUUAAAAAUUGAA